CCAUUUUACCCCAACCUGCUACAAUUAAUCUCUACAACAAUUUACAGAUUGAAAUAAACGUGGUAAUAAUCUCUAUUUUAAUCCACAGAUAAAAGAUAUUGUUUACAAAACAUGCAAAGUCACACCAGUGGAUAUUCUAAAUGUGCCAACAACUUUAACUACAACGGUAUUUCUACGAUACCGACGAGCAGGAAACGACUCACUGUGUCUUUAUACUCAAACGAACUGAAGCCACCGCAUAUAAGAAUAACAACAAAAGUAUAUAACUGCACAAACACCAAAACAAAAACGGACACAACAAAAAAUUAUACAAACACAGUGAUAAACGCAACCAACGACCCCACCAAAGCAAAAUAUAAAAACACAACAACAUUUACACAAACAACUUACCCAAAAAAUACCACACAAAAUAUUGGACAAGCUGUAACAACACAAACAAUGUUAAACAAUCUUAGUAUCAGUGAAACUACAAAACAAACCAACACAACCGCAACGACAUCAUAUCUCGCAGUUCAAACAAACAAAUUUACGACAGUAAAUAACACACAUGAUAACACACAAGUUAUAUUUACCGAUAACACCACAACGCAGAGCGGGCAGCCUACCACAGAUGAGAAUGGCGCCGACGGUUACUUAAUCGUGAUACAUUCAUCCAUCGUUCUCGUGUUAGGAAUAUCCGCACUAAGUGUUAUUGUCAUGCUAGUAGGAGUGAUCAAGUAUACACAGUACAGAAAAGCUAACAAAGAAGACGCCGAGAAGAAGAAACUUAUAUCCCGCCAUCAAUCAAAUAUUCCAAGAUACGAUCGACUCGCACCAACUGCGCCACCGUGCGGCGAGAUUCCAAGACCUCGUGCAACUUUUACAACUUUUUUCGAAUCGUCAAAACCAAGCAAUUCUAAUACGAAAGAAACAAUUACAACAGUUCCAUAUCGACCAAUGAGCAGUCACGAAUACGCAUCAAUUAAAAGACGACCAAUGAGCGAACCGAACGUUGGUGACGUCAUAUAUGAAGAGCCAAUCAGAGCGACGAUAACUGAGGAAUCAAUCUAUCUUGAUCUUGAAGACGAAGCAAGCGAUCAAUGAAUGAAUGAAUAAAUGCAACUUAUUUAUCCUCGUAUGGCGGGACAACGACAGUCGUUAUAAAAA
Messenger RNA from Ciona intestinalis (vase tunicate), 1146 nucleotides. Lineage: Eukaryota; Metazoa; Chordata; Ascidiacea; Phlebobranchia; Cionidae. The record is from RefSeq and is a predicted model, not a curated record.